AUGUCCCCCUUUUUUCAACUACCCCGGGAGUUACGAGAUCUGAUUUACGACUACUAUGUCCGCUGCGAUGGUGGCUACGUGUACGAUGUGGAAGCGCGGAAAUUUCGACAGGCUGAUGGCGGUCCUGUUUUUAACGCACUGGCCUUGACAUGCCGACAAGCUGCGUUCGAGCUUGAAGGACUGGCUUUCCAAGUGAAUACGAUCACAUUUUCAGCGGCCUAUACGGAAUCACUGCGU
Messenger RNA from Bipolaris oryzae ATCC 44560, 237 nucleotides. RefSeq lists its product as uncharacterized. The transcript has a single exon. The annotation marks the transcript as partial. NCBI's taxonomy places the organism in Eukaryota, Fungi, Ascomycota, Dothideomycetes, Pleosporales, Pleosporaceae. The record is from RefSeq and is a predicted model, not a curated record.